CCUCCCAGCUGAGAGACUGAAAGUGCUGGCCUGCCUGAACACACUGAGACAGCAGCACGUGGACGUAAUGAAGGUUUUUAACGAUCCAAUUCAUGGGCACAUUGAAAUACAUCCCCUUCUUGUUCGUAUCAUCGACACACCUCAGUUUCAGCGCCUCCGAUACAUUAAGCAGCUGGGUGGCACUUACUUCGUUUUUCCAGGAGCCUCUCACAACCGCUUUGAGCACUCUCUAGGGGUGGGCUACCUAGCAGGAUGUCUGGUUCGUGCACUGAAGGAGAGACAACCGGAACUGGAUAUAACCCAGCGAGACAUCCUCUGUGUAGAAAUUGCUGGGCUUUGUCACGAUUUGGGUCAUGGGCCAUUUUCACACAUGUUUGAUGGAAGAUUUAUUCCACUCACCCGUCCAGAUUUGAAAUGGAAGCAUGAAACUGCUUCUGUUGCAAUGUUUGAGCACCUGAUCACUUCCAAUAAACUAGAAGAAGUCAUGAAGUCGUAUGGUCUUGUCCUUGAAGAAGAUAUGAACUUCAUCAAGGAACAAAUAGGAGGGCCUAUAGAUGAAACCGCUUGUGAGAAAUCGUGGCCCUACCGUGGUCGACAAAAGGAGAAAAGUUUCCUAUAUGAGAUAGUAGCUAACAAAAAAAAUGGCAUUGACGUUGACAAAUGGGAUUAUUUUGCAAGGGAUUGCCAUCACCUAGGAAUCCAGAAUAAUUUUGAUUAUAAGCGAUUACUUAAAUUCACUCGGGUCUGUGAAGUAAAAAACCAGAAGCAUAUCUGUACUCGUGACAAGGAAGUUGGAAAUUUGUAUGAUAUGUUCCACACGCGGAAUUGCCUGCACCGGCGAGCAUACCAGCAUAAGAUUGGCAACAUCAUUGAAAUAAUGAUUACAGAAGCCUUUCAAAAAGCAGACAAAUUUUUUAAAAUAGAAGGCUCUGGAGGAAAAUUGUACCAGAUUUCUACAGCAAUGGAGGACAUGGAAGCCUACACCAAGCUAACUGAUAAUAUCUACCUGGAAAUUCUGCACUCAAGUUGUCCAGAACUGAAGGAGGCACGAGAAAUUUUGCGUAAAAUAGAACGGCGUGAAUUAUACAAGUUUUUAGGAGAGACUCAACCUGAAACAAUGAGGGAAAUUGUAAAGAAUAAUAGCCUGGCAGAAAGCAUUGCUAAUUGCAAGCCAGAAAAGGAUCCUCCAGACGUGGAGCUGAAGGCUGAAGAUUUCAUAAUUGAUGUUAUCAAUAUGGAUUAUGGAAUGAAAGAACAGAAUCCCAUUGAUAAUGUUCUUUUCUAUUGCAAGGCUGAUCCUUCCAAGGCAGUCAAGAUCAGUAAAGAACAGGUUUCAAAGCUUUUACCCAUGACGUUUGCAGAGCAAGUUAUCCGAGUUUAUUGCAAAAGUCAGGAUCCAGAUAUUGUUUCAGCUGCAAAACAGUAUUUUAUUCAGUGGUGUAUAGAGAAGGAUUUCACCAAACCGCAGGAUGGUGAUGUGGUUGCCCCUCAUCUAACUCCAAUGAAGAAAAGCUGGAAUAACAUGAGAGAUGAUGAACACAGGACAGCUUCCGAACCCAGUUGCAAACAAAGGCUUCCUUUUGAUAAGUAA
Phaethon lepturus (White-tailed tropicbird) is the source of this 1591-nucleotide messenger RNA. RefSeq names its product SAM domain and HD domain 1 (gene SAMHD1). NCBI's taxonomy places the organism in Eukaryota, Metazoa, Chordata, Aves, Phaethontiformes, Phaethontidae. Gene Ontology annotation, biological process: dGTP catabolic process; regulation of innate immune response; defense response to virus. The transcript has 14 exons. Gene Ontology annotation, cellular component: nucleus. The record is from RefSeq and is a predicted model, not a curated record. Gene Ontology annotation, molecular function: dGTPase activity. The annotation marks the transcript as partial.